AGAAAUUACAUUAACCAAAUACACAGAAUCUUCAAUAUUCUGCAAACCCUAAAAAAAUCCCAAUUUCUUUCCAAUUUUUGGAGAGUGAAAUCCUAUUUAGGGAAUGCAGAGAGAUGAUAAGAAAAUCCCCAUUUUCUGAUACCCUUUUAGGAGGCUGUAAGCCCCAAAUUUCCCUCGCCGGCGGCCGGAAUUGCCACCGGAAACACGUCAAUCUUUUUUCUGAAGGUUCUUGAACCCACCCAACCACCCCCCAUAUAUACCCCUCAAUCUUUUUUUGAAAAAACAAACACCCUUUUCAGUCUUGAGUCAGAAAAGUUGCUCAAAAAACAAUCUUUUUUGCAAAACUAACACCCUUUUCAACCUUGUGUUCAAAAAGCAGGUCUUUUUUGCAAAAGCUGACACCCUUUUCAACCUUGUGUUCAAAAAUUAGGUCUUUUUCGCAAAAAAAUAAAUACCCUUUUCAAUAUUUGCUUCAAAAAAGCAAUCUUUUUAGCAAAAACAAACAUCCUUUUCAGUCUUUUUCUAAUGGGGCCAGAAGAAAAGAAUGGAGUUUUGUACGGAAAAUACGAGCUGGGACGAAUUUUGGGUCAAGGAACUUUUGCAAAAGUGUACCAUUCGCGUAACGUGGUAACAGGGGGAAAUAUAGCCAUGAAAGUAGUAGGGAAAGAAAAGGUGAUAAAAGUAGGAAUGAUGGAGCAAAUCAAACGAGAAAUCUCCGUUAUGAAAAUGGUGAAACACCCAAAUAUAGUUGAGCUUCACGAGGUUAUGGCCAGUAAAUCAAAGAUUUACUUCGCCAUGGAAUUUGUUAAAGGCGGUGAAUUGUUCGCGAAGGUUGCCAAAGGGAGGUUAAGGGAAGAUAUAGCACGUGGCUAUUUUCAGCAAUUGAUUUCGGCUAUUGAUUUUUGUCAUAGCCGUGGAGUUUAUCAUAGGGAUUUAAAGCCUGAAAAUUUGUUAUUAGAUGAAGAAGGUAAUCUUAAGGUAACUGAUUUUGGGCUUAGCGCGUUUUCGGAUCAUUUAAGGCAAGAUGGUUUGUUACAUACAACAUGUGGUACCCCUGCUUAUGUUGCACCUGAAGUUAUUGGUAAAAAUGGCUAUAAUGGUGCAACAGCUGAUAUUUGGUCAUGUGGUGUAAUUCUUUAUGUGCUUAUAGCUGGUUUUUUACCAUUUCAAGAUGAGAAUAUUAUGGUUAUGUAUAAGAAAAUUCAUAGUGGUGCUUUUAAGUGUCCACCGUGGUUUUCAUCAGAUGCAAGAAAGUUGAUAACAAGAAUGUUGGAUCCGAAUCCGAGUACUAGAAUUACUGCUUCAAAGAUUAUGGAUUCCUCUUGGUUUAAAAAAUCUGUGCCAAAGAUAUUGAAGACUAAAGAGGAAGAAGAAUUUGGCGUAGGAAAGGCGAAAACUAUUGAGUCUUUAAAUGCUUUUCAUAUCAUAUCUUUAUCGGAGGGGUUCGAUUUGUCACCUUUGUUUGAGGAAAAGAAGAAGAUGGAGAAGGAACAAUUGAGGUUUGCAACAACAAAGCCAGCUAGUAGUGUGAUAUCAAAGCUAGAGGAAGUGGCGAAGACGACGAAAUUCAGUUUAAAGAGGAGUGAUUCUAGUGUUAGAUUGCAAGGGCAAGAGAGUGGGAGAAAAGGGAAAUUAAGAAUUGCUGCUGAUAUAUUUGCUGUGACACCUUCAUUUUUGGUUGUGGAAGUGAAGAAAGCAAGUGGUGAUACAUUGGAGUACAACCAGUUUUGCAGCAAAGAGCUUAGGCCAGCUCUUAAGGAUAUUCUUUGGACAUCAGCACCUGAGAAUUCAACUCUUGCUUGAGUUACUAGAAGCUAUAGAUUCAUGUGUUAGAGGAUUGAAUUUGUUUAGUUUUGUUCUUGUUCUUGUUUUUAGAUGUGCUUAUUGAUAUUGAGACUGAAUUUGAAUUAUGUGUCUUGAAAUGAAACUAGGCUGAAUUUGUUUAGUUUUGUUCUUGUUCUUGUUUUUAGAUGUGUUUAUUGAUAUUGAGACUGAAUUGAAGUAUGUCUCUUGAAAUGAAACUAGGCUUCUGAUGUUGCAUCUUUUGAUA
This is a messenger RNA of Nicotiana tabacum (common tobacco), 2050 nucleotides long. RefSeq names its product CBL-interacting serine/threonine-protein kinase 6. Lineage: Eukaryota; Viridiplantae; Streptophyta; Magnoliopsida; Solanales; Solanaceae. The record is from RefSeq and is a predicted model, not a curated record. Gene Ontology annotation, biological process: signal transduction; protein phosphorylation. Gene Ontology annotation, molecular function: ATP binding; protein serine/threonine kinase activity.